Molecule: messenger RNA, 719 nt
Organism: Paramecium sonneborni
Lineage: Eukaryota; Ciliophora; Oligohymenophorea; Peniculida; Parameciidae
Source: the annotation of a GenBank genome assembly
AUUUUAUUAAAAUGAUUCCAGGCUCUUCUUAAAUUCAAACAGGACUUCUUACAAAUCAAUAAAACAAAAAAUAUUAAGAAACUUAAAAAGAAGUUGAUAUCGAGUUGUAAGACAUGGCCAAUCAAUAAAGUUAUGUUUUACUUCAAGAUGGAUGUAAUUUAUAAAUAAUAUUAAGAACUUAACACUUAGCCUAAACAGUAAUAACUUUUAAAUUAUUAAACAUAACCACAAGGAUAUAAUCACUUAUCUUAAUAUCAAAUUUAGGUAUCUUUAUUUUCAAAAUAACAUUAGUACUUUAAUUAGAAUUAAUAAUAGUAAUCUGUUCCACAGAACUUAACUAUAAAUUAUUAAUAAUCUUGUAAAAAUUAGUAAUUUGGAUUAAAAUAACAUUUGAUUUAGUAAAUAUUUUUCAUAUUUUAGAACUCAUUAUGCAAUGUGUAUAUUUUGCAAGACUCCAUAAACCAUUUAAAAUGAUUAAAAACCCUUUAUGUGUUAUCAAUGUCGAAAUGUAUAACAGCCAAAAUAUGAUUUUUUAAAAUGUUCCCAUUGUAAAGUGACUGUUAAAUAUUAAUAAGGAAGUAAUUGGCUAUGAUAAUUAAAAGUAUCCUCCAUUAUCAAGUGUACAAAGUGCAAUAACCAUAAUUUUGUAUAAUUGAAACCUCAGGCACAAGAUAUUUAAGGGAAAGAAAAGAUUUGAAAUAUUAAAUAUAAAAUACCAU